CUUCUGGAGCGACGGAGAACAGUCAGAUCUGACCCCGGGUUCACCCCCACUAAUAACUCUGAUACUCUCUUCCCCUUCAUCCUCUUGUCGUCCUCAGAGAAGAAGAGCGAGCUCGCGGCCGCCAGCCCAGUGGUGUGCUACGUGGCGGACCGUAACGAGCUGCGUAGCCGUGUGAUCCAGUGGCUGCAGACGGAGGUGGUCCCCGACGGCUGGUUCAACAAGGGCUCCAACUUCUCCGACAUCCUGCUGCGCUACUUCAAGACCUACGACAACGGCGACACCCAGCUGGACUCCUCAGAGCUGCUCAAGUUCAUCCAGCACAAUGACUCUAACGUGGACAUGCAGUCCUAUGCAGACCAGGAGAGCAACAGGCUGCUCAGGAGCCUGUGUGUGGAUGCCCUCAUCGAGCUCUCAGACGACAACGCCGACUGGAAGCUCAGCUUCGACGAGUUCCUCAACUGCCUGAAGCCCGGCUUCAACCCGCCAGAGAAAAAGUGCGCCCUGGAGGAUGAGACCUACGAGGACGGGGCCGAGACGCAGGUGGAGUGCAACCGCUGCGUGUGCGCCUGCGGGAACUGGGUCUGCACCGCCAUGACCUGCGCCGACAAGGCGGCGUUGGUGGACGAGUCGGCCGACGCGGGCGCUGAGGUCACCGAGGAGGAGUGGAACCGCCGCGUCGCAGAGCUCAACAAACACCAGGAAACCGUUGAGAAGAUGAAGGCCAGCACCAAGGAGGUCUGAAAACAGGAAGGAGGAGAUGACAUCACUUCCUCUCCACUUGAAGAUGUCUCUUUAGGGCCCUGUGGUUUCAAUGAUUUAUUUGUUUCAUGAUUCUUUCCUGUGUUAAUUAUUAUGCUUUUUUAUAUGUGUGUGUCUUUGUCUUUGUGUCAAAGUUUGUUAGAUUCUGGGGGCAACCUUGAGUAUUAUGCUAGCAGGUCCUUGUGUCCCAGUGGCCUACCUACUGGUUUGAUCCCAGUACUAAGAUCUCCACCCACUACACACGGGGGAUAGUCUUCACAGAGAAGUCCUUUGUAUUAUUGUGUGAGUGAUCACGUGAUGGAUCAGAGCUGGACUGAACACUGAGAUCGGUUUGGAUCACACGGGAUCAGAAAGGGUUCCAUCUUGACAUCCCGACCAGAUCGGCUCGUCUCCUGGGCCCCGGGGGGCCCCGGGGGGCCCCGGGGGGCCCCGGGGGGCCCCGGGGGGGCGGGGUCGGCCCUUCCAUCGUACACUACAUGACCGAUGCACUUCUUCGUAUUAUUGUAUCCUAUCUCCUCGCGCCUUUUUAACGUGCGUUUACAUUUCCACGGCCCGUUAUAAGCUGGUAUCGUACAGCGAAUGCAAUCUUAGUUUUCUACCGCCGACACGAUCAACUCAUAUAUAUCACAUGUUAUAUAUCCUACGUUAAUCUCUCGACAUGUUAAUGAAACACUCCUCUGUCAUGCUCCUCAGCACUCUCUCCCUCUCUCUCUCUCUCUCUCUGUCUCUCUCUCUCUCUCUGUCUCUCUCUCUCUCUCUCUCUCUCUCUCUCUCUCUCUCUCUCUCUCUCUCUCUGUCUCUCUCUCUCUCUCCCUCUCACUCUGUCUCUCCCUCUCACUCUGUCUCUCUCUCUCUCUCUCCCUCUCACUCUGUCUCUCCCUCUCACUCUGUCUCUCUCUCUCUCUCUCUCUCUCCCUCUCACUGUCUCUCCCUCUCACUCUGUCUCUCUCUCUCUCUCUCUCUCUCUCUCUCUCUCUCCCUCUCACUCUGUCUCUCUCUCUCACUCUGUCUCUCUCUCUCACUCACUCUGUCUCUCCCUCUCACUCUGUCACUCUCUCUCUCUCUCUCUCUCUCUCUCUCUCUCUCUCUCUCUCUCUCUCUCUCUAUAUAUCUUUCUAUCUGUCUCGCCUGUCUCUCUCUGUGUCUCUCCCUCUGUGGUGCUCUUCCAUGUGUAGAUAUCUGUUGGCUAAGUCAGAAGAAGCUUCCAGGGCAGGCCGUCUGAUUCAGAUAACACGUGUAGAACGGGGGGAGCGGCGAAACCAAAGCUGUUGUUGCGAGUGUUUAAUGAAAUGUAACAGAAUCUCUUCCAGGUGAACCAUCACUCUGGACCCAGCAACAACACUAUACCUGUACUCUGAGAAUCACUUACAGAAGGACUAGCCUGACUGUUGACUAAAGUUACUUAGACGCAUCAAAUACUAAGUGCAGAUAUGGUGUGUGUGUGUGUGUGUGUGUGUGUGUGUGUGUGUGUGUGUGUGUGUGUGUGUGUGUGUGUGUGUGUGUGUGUGUGUGUGUGUGUGUGUGUGUGUGCGUGCGUGCGUGUAUGUGUGUGUGUGUGUGAGAUGGUGACCGAGUGUGAGUGUGUGUGCAGUGCUGAGGGUAGUAUUUUGAUUCGCGGUUGUGGGUCACGAUGCCACAGCGAUAUUGAAGAGCUGUGAGGAACGCAGUGCCUUAGACCGCUGUUCGGUCACUAACCACAACCAGGAACGCGUGUUUGGCAGAAGGCUGGUACGAGACCCAAUGCUUGGUGAUUCUACGCCCGUCCCAUGUUUGUUUGACUGCAUAUAGAUACAAGCUUGAUCUUUUAUAUUCUACUAGAAGUGCACAGACUGUAAGGUAUAUGUAUGUAUGCCAAUAAACCCUACAUAAACUACAACUACCGCGAUGUGUCACCAUCGUGAUGGGACUUUAUUUUAAGAUACAACCACGUAGUAACCAGCAGAAUCAGAAUCACCUUGGUACAUGAUAAUACAACUAUUAGGCUUGGUUCCUCAACAGCCACAGCAGCCAGCAACAAUAAAAGAUAAAGAAAAUAAAGAUAAGUUCAAAAUAAAAAUAAGUAGCAGGAUAGCGCACAAUAAUAAACGGAUACAUAAGGCCUAAGGGGAUAUAGCAAAUGGAAUUGCUUCGGUACAUCUGUGUGAUUCCCAUUCCAAACACGACCUCAACGUGCUCCUGCAUUACGCAAUCGACUGGGGGGUUACAUAAUGGGUCUCCCAAACCGGGCCGACCAAUGUGUUUCGCUGGCGCUUGUAAACCCUUUUACCUAAGCGUUCAUUCGGAAAACCCUUUUAUUCCUACAUUUAAUGAUCUUCAAUCAGAAACUGGAUUCAACCGUUUCUAUUACAUCCUAAAUAAGCAUUAGAAAAAUCCAUAUACUCGGAGUUCAUAGGAGUUUGUAUUACUGAAAAAUUGCCACCGCAAAUAAUUACUGCUAGAAACCGGAAAAAUACCUAAAAUAAUUCCCGUAAGUCGGUGUUGUAAAUUCAUUGAGGUAAUUAAAGUUGUUUGGUGAACUUGU
Messenger RNA from Gadus chalcogrammus (walleye pollock), 3280 nucleotides. It is a transcript of the gene fstl1b, whose product is annotated as follistatin-like 1b. The annotation marks the transcript as partial. The record is from RefSeq and is a predicted model, not a curated record. The transcript has 7 exons. Lineage: Eukaryota; Metazoa; Chordata; Actinopteri; Gadiformes; Gadidae. Gene Ontology annotation, molecular function: calcium ion binding. Gene Ontology annotation, biological process: regulation of BMP signaling pathway; multicellular organism development; cell differentiation.